GCAGAGUUCUACCUUGUAAAUACUGUUAUUUGUAUAUACUGUAAAUGAUGACAUCGGUGGGCACUACCCGAGCCAGGGGCAGCUGGGAGCAGACACAGACACAAAGCCAGACACAGCACAAGCAGCGGCCGCAGGCCACCGCGGAACAGAUUCGACUUGCACAGAUGAUUUCAGACCACAACGACGCUGACUUUGAGGAGAAGGUGAAACAGCUGAUCGACAUCACGGGCAAGAACCAGGACGAGUGUGUGAUUGCUCUGCAUGACUGCAACGGAGAUGUUAACAGAGCCAUCAACGUGCUGCUGGAGGGCAAUCCGGACACGCAUUCCUGGGAAAUGGUCGGGAAGAAGAAGGGUGUCUCGGGCCAGAAGGAGAGCGGACAGGCAGAACCCAGUGAAGAGAGCAAAGAAAACCGGGAGAGGGAUCGGGAUUUCAACAGACGACGUCGGCGGGGGCGAGGUGCCAGCCGUGGAAGAGAGUUCCGGGGCCAGGAGAACGGACUGGACGGUGGGAAGAGUGGAGGAUCUUCUGGAAGAGGCACAGAAAGAGGGAGGCGGGGACGCGGCCGAGGCCGAGGUGGCUCUGGAAGGCGAGGGGGAAGAUUCUCUGCCCAAGGCAUGGGAACUUUCAACCCGGCUGACUACGCGGAGCCGACUGGCACGGACGAGAACUACGGGAAUAGCACCAACAACACGUGGAACAACACUGGCAGCUUUGAGCCAGAUGAUGGCACAAGACUUGAUUUCAUUGGGGGUGAGGGGUCAAAUUAUCCCCGAAAAUUUGACACUGCUCCUGGUGCGUGGAGGGCAGCGACAGAAGAAUGGGGCACGGAGGACUGGAAUGAAGAUCUGUCUGAGACUAAGAUCUUCACCGCCUCCAAUGUGUCUUCAGUGCCUCUGCCUGCUGAGAAUGUGACAAUCACAGCUGGACAGAGAAUCGAUCUUGCAGUCCUCCUAGGAAAGACACCCUCUUCUAUGGAGAAUGAGUCAACAAACCUGGAGUCAUCCCAGGCUCCUUCCCUGGCCCAGCCACUGGUGUUCAGCAAUUCCAAGCAGAGUGCUAUAUCCCAGCCUGCCUCUGGUAACUCCUUCUCUCACCACAACAUGGUGAGCAUGCUGGGGAAAGGAUUUGGAGACGUUGGGGAGGCCAAAGGCAGCAGCACCACAGGCUCUCAGUUCCUGGAGCAGUUCAAGACGGCCCAGGCUCUGGCUCAGCUGGCUGCUCAGCACACCCAGCCUGGUGGGAGCAGCACCACUUCGUCCUGGGACAUGGGAUCCGCUACGCAGACCUCGUCUCUCGUGCAGUAUGAUCUCAAGAACCCUACAGACUCUUCUGUGCAUAGCCCCUUCACCAAGCGUCAGGCCUUCACUUCGACUUCAACCAUGAUAGAAGUGUUCAUGCAGGAGAAGCAGCCUGUGGUGACUGCCUCCACAACCGUGCCGGCACCCUCCUCUUCACCGCUGCCCAGCAAAACCAAUCCUGUUCCCCAGAUGUCCCCAGGGUCCUCCGACAACCAGUCCUCCAGUCCCCAGCCAGCACAGCAGAAGCUGAAGCAGCAAAAGAAAAAAGCGUCGUUAACAUCAAAGAUCCCUGCGCUCGCGGUGGAAAUGCCUGGCUCAGCAGAUAUCUCAGGGCUAAACCUGCAGUUCGGAGCGUUACAGUUUGGUUCGGAGCCCGUUCUGGUGGAGUAUGAAUCGACGCCUACAACAAGCGCCGCCGUUAGCCAGUCCCAAGGCAGCCUGUACACCAGCACGGCCAGUGAAUCUUCAUCCACAAUCUCGUCCAAUCAAAGCCAGGAGUCUGGUUACCAGAGCGGCACGAUACAGACAGCAACGUUUACCUCCCAGAACAGCGCUCAGGGACCACUGUACGAACAGAGAUCCACCCAGACGAGGCGAUACCCAAACUCAAUCUCCUCCUCGCCCCAGAAAGAUCUGACCCAGCCCAAGAAUGGUUUCAGUUCUGUACAACCCACGCCAUUACAAACCGCACAGGCUGUUGAAGGUGCUACAGGCCCCGCAGUGAAAUCCGAUUCUCCCUCUGCUCCCAGUAUCACGCCUCUCAACGAUGGGGUGUCUGCAUCGUCCUUGCUGACAACAGCCAGCCAACACUCGACAGCUCUGAGCAGCCUGAGCCACAGUGAGGAACUCCCCAGUACGACCACCACCCAACUCAGCAGUACGUUACCCACCCAGCAGAACAGUCUGUCCUCAUCCACAUCCUCUGGGCGAACGUCGACUUCAACUCUCCUGCACACGAGUGUGGAGAGCGAAGCAAGCCUCCAUUCUUCUGCUAGCACUUUCUCCACCUCCUCCAACACAGUGUCAGCCACCCCGCCCGUCGUCAGCGUUUCAUCCAGCCUCAGCAGUGUCAGCAGCCUGGGCCUCAGCCUCAGCAGCAACUCCACUGUGACGGCCUCGACCCGCAGCUCCGUCGCAACAACAUCAGGAAAAGCUCCUCCUAAUCUCCCUCCUGGAGUCCCACCGUUGUUGCCUAAUCCAUACAUCAUGGCUCCAGGGUUGCUACAUGCCUAUCCGCCACAGGUGUAUGGAUAUGAUGACUUGCAAAUGCUCCAGACGAGAUUUCCAUUGGAUUACUACAGCAUCCCAUUCCCUACGCCCACCACCCCGCUGACUGGAAGAGAUGGCAGCCUGAGCAGCAAUCCAUACUCUGGUGACUUAACAAAAUUCGGCCGAGGUGAUGCCUCUUCCCCCGCUCCUGCAACAACUUUGGCCCAGCCUCAGCAGAGCCAGACCCAGACUCACCACACCACGCAGCAGACGUUCCUGAACCCAGCACUGCCUCCAGGCUACAGUUACACCAGUCUGCCGUACUACACAGGGGUACCAGGGCUCCCCAGCACCUUCCAGUACGGGCCCGCCGUGUUCCCUGUUGCUCCUACCUCUUCCAAGCAGCAUGGUGUGAAUGUCAGUGUCAACGCAUCAGCAACCCCUUUCCAGCAGCCCAGUGGCUAUGGCUCUCAUGGAUACAGCACUGGUGUAUCUGUGACAUCCAGUAACACAGGCGUGCCGGACAUCUCGGGCUCUGUCUACUCCAAAACUCAGCAAUCCUUCGAGAAGCAGGGAUUUCACACUGGAACCCCGGCAGCCUCCUUCAAUCUGCCUUCGGCGCUGGGCAGCGGCGGCCCCAUCAACCCU
This is a messenger RNA of Tauraco erythrolophus (red-crested turaco), 3158 nucleotides long. The record is from RefSeq and is a predicted model, not a curated record. NCBI's taxonomy places the organism in Eukaryota, Metazoa, Chordata, Aves, Musophagiformes, Musophagidae.